Molecule: messenger RNA, 769 nt
Organism: Octodon degus (degu)
Lineage: Eukaryota; Metazoa; Chordata; Mammalia; Rodentia; Octodontidae
Gene: CUNH12orf76
Product: chromosome unknown C12orf76 homolog
Exons: 3
Coding region: 1-459 (152 amino acids)
Source: RefSeq, a predicted model, not a curated record
AUGGCGUUUGUAAAAUGGAAUACAGAGUCUAUUUCUGAGGCCUGUGGUGAAGAUUUGGUAGUAAAAUGCACGGAUUCGCGGGCGCUCCGGGCGGGUGAAGAUGCCGCGUCCGGAGUUGUUGUUGCUGUCCCUGGAUCUGUGCAUCCUCCUGGUGGGUCUGGCGGAGGCCCCGAGCCCGGUGGAGCCGCCAGGACGGAGCCGGCCGUAUGCAGUGCUGCGCGGGCAGAACCUGGUGUUGAUGGGAACCAUAUUCAGCAUUCUGCUGGUGACUGUUAUCCUCAUGGCAUUUUGUGUCUACAAGCCCAUUCGGCGUCGGUGACAGUCAAGCAAGUUCUGCCACGAGGUUUUGGGACCAGAAUAAGUUGUAAUAUGCAUGGACCAAUGGAGAAGUUGGAAUUGGAACCUUCCUACUCAGGAAUGACUGUUGGUCUGACAGUUGGUAAAUGCAAAGUGAUUUAGAAGAAACAUCUACUAGCAAUGAUAUUUUCCUAACAUUGUAAUGCCAGUAACUGGCUGCUGAGUCUGCUUAUCAGUGUUCCUUUUUGUAUGGCCAGACUUUAAAAGUAAAGCCUGAAACUCCAAGUUUAGUGUAAAGAUGGAAUGUUCAUGGCAAACAGCAUUCUAAUCCUGCGACUGGAAGAACCACACUGGAAAGGUCUAUCAUUAAUGCUUGAAAUAGAAAGAAGGUUCAAGGCUUGCCUGAACUACAUAGUGAAAUCCUGUCUCAAAAAGAUGGGGGAAAAAAAAAAAAAAAAAAGAAAUAGGAAGA